This is a messenger RNA of Paramecium sonneborni, 695 nucleotides long. The record is from the annotation of a GenBank genome assembly. NCBI's taxonomy places the organism in Eukaryota, Ciliophora, Oligohymenophorea, Peniculida, Parameciidae.
AUGAAAUUUUUAUUAACCUUAAUUUUGUGUUUGAGUGUUUAUGGAUUCACAGAUUAAAUGAUGUCUUUAGAAGAACUAGCAAAAUUUGAUGUCAAAAGUGUAGAUUGUACAAAAAAAGAUUAAAUAUCAUUAAUUGAAAAAUAAAUGUAAUAAUGGGAAGAUUUAUUAAAACAUUAAAAAGCUAUUUCUCAUGAUAUAAAAAUAUUAAAAUCAAUUGAACAUCUAUUAACUUCAAAAUAAAAUUCAUUUCUAGAAGUUCAAACCUCAAUUUCUGGAAAAAAAUUGAUGAAGAAAUUACAUAAAUUAGAAUUACCUUUAACAAAAAGUAAAAUUGGAUUAGCAUAAGUUCAAUUAUUAAAAGAAUAAUGCAAAGGUUUAGAUUCAGAAGGUAAAAUAAUAUUUUAUAAACUAUUAUAUAGAUCCUGAAGAAAGAGCUUUAGCAAAAAAGGAAUUGUGUAAAUUAUUAAAGGAGUACGUUAAUAAUCUAAAUAACUGUAAGUAAUAAUGCACAAAUUCACCUGUGACAGUUAUUAAGAUUAAAGGAUAAAUUAAAGACUUAGAAAUUAUUAGAGACAACUGUUAAAACGGAAAAGUUAGUGGAGUUAAAAUUGUAACAUUAGAUGGAGAAAAUCAAGAAUACAAAGUAGCAUCAGAUGGCACAGCUGAAAAAUAGUGAUUAUUAAUGAAUAAUGAUU